Molecule: messenger RNA, 1626 nt
Organism: Seminavis robusta
Lineage: Eukaryota; Bacillariophyta; Bacillariophyceae; Naviculales; Naviculaceae
Source: the annotation of a GenBank genome assembly
CCAGCGUGAGAAAUUUUGCCGUGUCUGCUUUUUUUCAAUUUUGGGGGGGUUCAGAGUAGGGAAGUUAUCUACGGAAGCCAGUUGAAAUGCCUUCAACAAAUGAGAUCUGAUGCACCUCGUACCGAACCUUUCGUCAAAGCAGACCCAGGAAAAAGAUGAGAUAAAAAGAUUCUGUUUAGCUAGGUCGUGCUGAAGUAGAUCCAAUCAUUCGCUGGCUAGUGUACCAUAGGUCAAGAGUUGAAUCAGAUAGAUUGUACCAGUUUCAUAAUUCAGAAAAGAAGAAGAAACAACAACGGCUGAGGAAUAAUGAAGAGCGCAACGACAACCGCGACGACCAUUCGUCCCAAGGCAUCGCCUUCUUCUUGGGAAAGCACCAACUCAAAAGAAAAGGCUCCAAGCCUGACGCUGAAGGAUACAAAGGUCGCAAAUGAUGAGGCAACUCCUCCUACUAAGGUCACUACAUCCGGCAAGACGGGAGGAUUCUACGAUCAGCAGACUCUAUGGGAACAAGAACUCCACCGCUAUCAUCCCUCCUUUUGGACAUUGGUACGAGUGAUAAGUCUCAUUGGGUUUCCCUACUUGAUGAGUGCCAUUGGAUCCUUCUUUUGGCCUCUGGUUGUGGAAUUUGCCGAAGCCAACGGACUCAAAGUGGCCCGGGUAGCUCAGGCAGCCAUUGCUUUGGUCGGCGGGUUGGCGUUUGUCGCACACAAUGCAUUCUUUGCGGCCAUCUACUACUUUAACAUUCCAUCCUUUGACCAAUAUCGAGUGGAUGACAAGCCGUGGCAUUGGGAUAUGCUAGGUGUCAGUGGAUGGCGAGAAAUGCUACGCAACACCAUCCUACAGAUCCUGUUUAAUUUUAUCGUUGUCAACGCUCCCGUCAUGUACUUGAUCUCACGCCGCUGGGGUGGACUCCCCUUUCGCAUGGACGCCACCAGCAUUCCAUCGGGCGGAGAAAUCUUUUGGCAACUCUUGUUUUGCACCGUCAUUGAAGACUUUUGCUUUCACCAUUCCCAUCAACUGUUACACACCAAACAACUCUACUGGAUUCACAAGGUGCAUCAUCGAUACCACGCUCCCAUUUCCAUUGCGGCCGUAUACGCACACCCCCUUGAAACGGUCUUUGGCAAUAUCUUUCCCUUUGUCUCGGGUCCCUUUUUGUUGCAGUAUCGCAUGCACGGAUGGGCCUUUUGCAUUUGGAGCAUUUUUCGACUGGCGGCAUCUCUGGAAAAUCAUUCGGGCUAUGAGUUCCCGUGGUCCAUGUUCCAGGCCAUUCCCUUCAAGGCACCCACCGAAUAUCACGACUUUCAUCACAAUCGCAAUCAAGGAACGUAUUCCGGCGUGCUACGAUUCUGGGAUUGUGUGUACGGUACCAAUAAGCACUAUUUUGAAUGGGUCCGUGCCGGACGUCCGGAUACAUUCAAGACCCAAAAGUUCAAAGAACAAAAGCAAAAGUAAGACAGCAAUCUUCAUUACAGAACGUAGUACCGUACCUAUAGAUACCGGUAGAUUGGGCCACUCCGUCAAAGAAGCCCGAUGUAACACAAUCUCUUUUUUUGCAAUGGCAAGCAUGAUGAGGCCAGUCGAAUAAAACAAAAAGUAUUUCUUUAGAAGACAAACAUCUACAAA